Molecule: messenger RNA, 2822 nt
Organism: Perognathus longimembris pacificus (Pacific pocket mouse)
Lineage: Eukaryota; Metazoa; Chordata; Mammalia; Rodentia; Heteromyidae
Gene: Pla2g4f
Product: phospholipase A2 group IVF
Exons: 20
Coding region: 303-2822 (839 amino acids)
Biological process (GO): glycerophospholipid catabolic process
Cellular component (GO): cytosol
Molecular function (GO): calcium ion binding; calcium-dependent phospholipid binding
Source: RefSeq, a predicted model, not a curated record
UCAGAUUCUUUAUUUUUCAUGCCUAGCCCAAUGAUCCAAGGGUCUGGGUUGGGGAAACGGUGCUAAUCAGAGACGUCCUAGAGUUUCUUGGGGCACUGACUACCUCUUGCCUGAGGAGAGCAAACUCCAAUCACUUCCUGGAGCUCAUGAAACCCCACCUCUAGCAGGGGCCACUCAGCCCCAAGCCUUAGCCCAGUGGCUGCUCCACCCUCCCCGCCCCAGUGUUACCUGUCAGACCUGAGCUGCAGCGCUAGUGGCUCCCAGAGCAGGCAGGCUCCCUGCUGGGAACUGGGCUACUGGCCAUGUUCUGGGACCUCUGGUCAAGAUGGCUGGCCGACAAAGGGCUGCCUCUCCUGGGGGCAGUGCUGCUGGGGAAGAGGGAGAAGAGAAGACCGAAGUGGAGGCACUGGCAGGAAACCUAUCCAUACUAUGACCUUCAGGUGAAGGUGCUGAAGGCCAGAAACAUCAAGGGCACAGACCUGUUGACCGAAGCUGAUUGCUAUGUACAACUAUGGCUGCCCACGGCGUCCCCCAGCUAUGCCCGGACAAAAACCGUGCCUAACUGUGGGGACCCCGAGUGGAACGAGACCUUCCACUACCAGAUCCAUGGGGCUGUGAAGAAUGUCCUGGAGCUCACCCUCAGCGAUGAGGACAUCCUGAGUAGCAGCCCACUCUCCGUGCUCCUGUAUGACCUGAGCACUCUUCAGCCCGGCCAGCCCCAUCGCCACACCUUCCCACUCAACCAGCAGGAUUCACAGGAGCUACAGGUGGAAUUCAUUCUGGAGAAGAGCCAGACACCUGCCUCUGAGGUCAUCACCAAUGGAGUUCUGGUGGCUCAACCCUGUCUGAGAGUCCAGGGCACCCUCCAGGCAGAUGGGACAGCCUCGCAUCAAGACUUUGGUUCCGGGCAGAUCCUGCUGUCGGUGCCUGGGGCUUACGAGAGGCCACAGCCCUUGCCCCUGCGGCCGCCCGUGGAGCCCGAUCUGCCCACCUUUACCUUCCACGUGAACCCCGGGCUGGGCUCCAGGCUGAACGUGGGGAUGGAAGAGGUUGUGCCGGGGGCUCCCGGCACGGAGCUGGAUGGGGGGAGCAUCCUGCUCUCUUCUCUGCCCGUGGGUCGAGAGGUGCGGCGCAGUGUGGUCCUGGGGGAGGGACAGGAGGUGGCUCUGAGUGUGAAGGCGGAAAUGAGUUCUGGGGACCUGGACCUGCGCCUUGGCUUUGGCCUCUGUGAUGGGGAGCAGGCGUUCCUGGACAAGAGGAAGCAGGUCGUGUCCGAGGCUGUAAAGCAGGUGCUUGGAUUGACUGAAGCUCCACACUGUGACCAGGUACCCGUGGUGGCCGUGUUGGGGUCUGGAGGUGGAACCCGGGCCAUGACUUCCUUCUAUGGCAGCCUGGCAGGGCUGCAGGAGCUCAGCUUCCUGGACACGGUGACCUACCUCAGUGGGGUCUCCGGCUCCACCUGGUGCAUCUCCACACUCUAUAAGGACCCAGCCUGGUCGCACGUGGCCUUGCAGGGCCCCAUUGAGCAUGCUCAGGCUCGGGUCUGCAGCAGUAAGCUGGGGGCAGUGUCCACGGAGCAGCUACAGUACUACGUCCAGGAGCUGGGAGCCCGCAAGAGCGGCGGCCACAGUGUGUCCCUCGUUGACUUCUGGGGUCUCCUCAUUGAGUAUUUCCUUGACCAAGAGGCCAGCCCUGCCAAGCUGUCUGACCAGCAGGCCGCCAUCAGCCAGGGUCAGAACCCUUACCCCAUCUAUGCCUCUGUCAACGUUCACGACAACGUCCGUGGGAAAGACUUUGCAGAGUGGUGCGAGUUCACCCCCCAUGAGGUCGGCCUGCCCAAGUACGGAGCUUACGUCCCCACUGAGCUCUUCGGCUCUGAGUUCUUCAUGGGAAGGCUGCUGCAGCUCCGGCCUGAGCCCCGCCUCUGCUACCUGCAGGGUAUGUGGGGCAGCGCCUUCGCGGCCAGCCUGGAUGAGAUCUUCCUGAAGACCACCGGCUCAGGCCUGGGCUUCCUCAACUGGAACAAGGGCAGCGUGAAUGUCACAGAUGACAGUUCCGAGCUCCAGCCUCAUGAUCCCACGUGGCUGCCGACCAGGCUCCUCACCCCGCAGGGCCCCCUCUACCAGGCCGUGCUGGACAUAUUCACCUCGCGCUUGACGGCCGCCCAGACCUUCAACUUCAUGCGGGGUCUCUGCCUUCACAACGACUAUGCGGCUGGGAGGGAGUUUGUGGCCUGGCAAGACACGCACCUAGACGCCCUCCCGAACCAGCUCACGCCCAUGCAGGACUGCCUGUCCCUGGUGGAUGGAGGCUUAGCCAUCAACUCGCCUUUCCCACUCACGCUGGUACCCCAGCGGGCCGUGAACCUCAUUCUGUCCUUUGACUACGCCUUGGAAGCCCCUUUUAAGGUCUUACAGGUGACGGAGCGGUACUGCCGGGACCGGGGGAUCCCCUUCCCCAGGAUCGAGCUGGGCCCGGAGGACUUGGAGGAACCCCACGAGUGCUAUCUGUUUGCUGACGCAGACGACCCCCGCUCGCCCAUCGUGUUGCACUUCCCCCUGGUCAACAGCACCUUUCGCACCUACCUGGCCCCAGGCGUAGAGCGGCAAACAGCCGAGGAGAAGGCGUUUGGGGACUUUGACAUCAACGGGCCGGACACCCCCUAUGGCAUGAUGAACUUCACCUACGAGCCCCAGGAGUUUGAGCGGCUGGUGGCGCUGAGCCGAUACAACGUUCUGAACAACGUGGAAACCGUCAGGCAUGCCCUCCGGCUGGCUCUGGACCGGCGACAGGGACAGGCGGGCGUGAGGGCCGAGGACUGA